AUGGAAAAUCGGGCGCAGCGCGUGGACAACGCGUUGCAACAGCUACUCUUCCGAUUGAUACCUUGGAACCAGGACGACGAUGAAGCAGUCGAAGACCAGCGCUUCGACGAGGCAUUGCAAGCUGCAAGACAAACAUUAGAUGAACAACCUUCCUCGGCUGCGGCAGACGAUGUACACCAUGCCGCCGACCUGAUCAGACAAAAGCUGGUACACGAAAACAGCCGACCGGACAAGGCCCUUCACUUCUCAAACCUCUAUUCGCGAUUGCUCAGCCAGCCUGUUCUCGACAGAAAAUGGGCCAUUCUAUACUUCUUGUACCGAUUGUCCGACUCUGAGCCAGGAGCAGCACCGGAUGCCGCUCCCUCGCCUACCCCUCGCCCGCAACCUCCCUUGCGACAGCAGAGCAGUGAUGCCCCCGCCUUCAACGAUGCCUUUUCCCGCAAUGGUCUACCCAGAGUACCCAAUCCUGAGGACCCAGAGCCUGUGCGACUGCCACAAUCUAGAGAAAGAAUGCCAUUACGCGCAUCAACUCGAUCAGUAGAAGCAUCGCCAGAACCAACAGCUUCCGCAAACCCGCUCGAUGCGCCGACGGAAGCCCAAUUGCUUCGCGAUUUGCCAUUCACAUUACAAGGUCUCUCUUCGACUAAUCUUGCAUUCUCCGAGUCUUCGCUCAAGCUUCCUGCGACAUUAUCUGUACCGAUCAUCAGUUUACUACACACACUCGCGGAGCCCUCGCUGUUGUACCGGAGUCUGUCAGCAUUCGUCGAGUCUUCAAAAGGUGGAUUAGUGGGUCAGAGUUUACGUUCUGCAAUUGGUGUUGAGCUGAGAGCAUAUCUUGGUCUGGUGGCUACUCUUGAAGCACAGAUCAGAAGAGCAUUGACACAACUACAAGAAUCUCCUGGGAACGUUGGCCUGGGAAAAGCUGGCGUUACGCUAAAACGAUGUGUUGUUUGGACUCGUGAGGCUACCAUGGGUUUGAGGCUCAUGAGUAUGAUUGUUGAGGAAGCAAAAGAGAAGAAAGGAGGAGAGCUGAUAUCACUCAUCCACUCUUACGCCUCAUCACAUGGAGACCCGUUCGUCUACACAUUCGCUGAGCGACUGCUGAUCCAUGUUACGCGACCUUUCUAUACCAUGCUGCAACACUGGAUUUACGAUGGCGAGCUUGAAGAUCCUUUCCUAGAAUUCUUCGUCUACGAAAAUCGCGAUGCCGACAUGGAAUCUGACCCCCGUCGCGGUGGUGCAACAAGCGUCUGGGAGGACAAAUACCGUCUCAAAGACAGCAUGAUACCGACUAUUAUCACACAGGAUUUCGCCAAGAAGGUUUACCUGAUUGGCAAAUCGCUCAACUUCAUUCGCUAUGGCUGUGGUGAUUCGGCCUGGGUUGAGAACCAUAGCAAGAGCUCUAUGCGAGAGCUUCGUUAUGGCGACACAGCCACCCUUGAGUCGUCUAUCGAUUCGGCUUACAAGGGCACCAUGGCCCGUCUGAUCCACCUCAUGGAAGAUAAGUUCAAAUUGUUCGAGCAUCUUGCGGCUCUCAAGAAGUACCUACUGCUAGGACAGGGUGACUUUGUUGCCUUGCUCAUGGAGUCGCUAUCUACGAACCUCGACAGGCCGGCCAACAGCCAGUACAGACACACGCUCACUGCUCAACUCGAGCAUGCUAUCAGGAACAGUAACGCUCAAUACGACUCUCCUGAUGUUCUCCGCCGUCUCGAUGCUCGUAUGCUUGAGCUGUCUCAUGGCGAAAUCGGCUGGGACGUCUUCACUCUUGAAUACAGAGUUGAUUCACCGCUGGAUGUCAUUGUCACACCAUGGGCCUCGAAGCAAUAUCUCAAGGUGUUCAACUUCCUAUGGCGUGUCAAGCGCGUCGAGUUCGCACUAGGAAGCACAUGGCGAAGAACAAUGACUGGUGCUCGUGGUGUGCUAGGCGCUGUCGGCGACAAAGUUGAUGGAGAUUGGAAGAAUGCACGAGGUGGCAUCGCAGAGAUGAUCCACUUUGUCUCUCAACUCCAACAUUACAUCCUCUUCGAAGUCAUCGAAGCUGGCUGGGAAGGACUUCAAAAAGCCAUGCGCACUCCCGACGCAACUCUCGACACCCUAAUCUCAGCCCACAAAGCAUACCUCACAAGCAUCACUAGAAAAGGUUUACUAGCACCUUCAGGCACUCAAGCCCACUCAUCCACAGCACCGGACUUUACAGCGCAAUUGCACGAAUUGCUCAAACUGAUGCUGGCGUAUAAAGACGCAGUCGACAGUCUAUACUCCUACUCGGUAGCAGAAUUCACACGCCGUCAAGACCUCGCUGCCAAAAUUGAAACCCGCACCGCAGCAGGCACCUGGGGCGUAACCGAAAAAGACGAUGCCGACCUGGGAUCUUCCCACAUGAGCGGCGCCCACCGCAGCACCCGCCGUCCCGACCGCGACAAUGAUUCCCCCAUCCCCCCUCUGCUUCCUCUUUCCAACACAGGCAACACAGCGGCAGACGAAGCCGCUAUCCUCUCUUCUCUACGAGGCAGAUUGCAAUCUCUGGCUUCGGACUUUAGGGUCAGGGUUAAUAUCUUGCUUGGGGAUUUGGCGUAUCAGCCGGAUGUGGAUAUGAGGUUUUUGGGUGUGGUUAUGAAUUUCAACGAUGUUUAUACGCCGGUUAGACGGGGAGGGAGGAGGAGACAGGGGACCGCUGCUGGUAAUGCUGCUGGUGGUAGAGAACAGGAGAGGGAGGGAGUAGAUAAGGGCAAGCAGAGGGAGAAGGGAAAGAGGACUAGAGAGGACGAAGCGAAUGGGGGUGCUUCUUCCAAGGAAGCUUGAUUGGGAUUCUUGAUGGCGUUUCUUUUGGUAUUGAACACUUCGAGGGGCUGGGAUUUGCAGAGUGGAUGGUUCGUCCAAGCAUAAUGAUACAUCUCCGUUGAGCAAUGGAUAUCAAGAAGCUGCCAGAGGAAUGCAAAGUGAAGUUUCAAUUCGUUCCUUCACGUCGUCAUUUCUGGAUCUCAAUACACCACCUCACACAUCAACAAAAUUCUUGCGUUUUGAUAACAUGCAACAUCAGAGUGCCUGUCGAUGGGAAGGUACGACCCAAUGCCCGAAAGACGUCGACAAGGGGCAAAGAGAUCACAGCAGACUCAAGCUCUCAUCCUAUCAG
Messenger RNA from Aureobasidium pullulans EXF-150, 3136 nucleotides. RefSeq lists its product as uncharacterized. NCBI's taxonomy places the organism in Eukaryota, Fungi, Ascomycota, Dothideomycetes, Dothideales, Saccotheciaceae. Gene Ontology annotation, cellular component: spindle pole; equatorial microtubule organizing center; centrosome. The coding region runs from base 1 to 2805 and encodes 934 amino acids. Gene Ontology annotation, molecular function: microtubule minus-end binding; gamma-tubulin binding. The record is from RefSeq and is a predicted model, not a curated record. The transcript is spliced from 3 exons. Gene Ontology annotation, biological process: microtubule nucleation; meiotic cell cycle; mitotic cell cycle.